AUGGUGACCGAUGUCUUCAGCGCCGAGGAGGCGGAGCUCGUCGCGAUGCAAUUCUCUCUAGCAGCCAACCGAAGGAACGCUCGCGACUUAGACAAGCUCGAGGCCACCCUGCUCUUCAAAGACCACGCCCCCGAGUUUUCACCGCAAGAAGUCAAGGAGCUCUUUGCUGGUAUCGAGGCCAAGGGGUCAUUCCAACUCAACGUGAACGAGUACCUCGAGAUAAAAGCACGGAAGAAGAUCGAGCUGGAGACCAACGACGAGGAGGAUCUGAAGCGCCACUUUACCGUGCUUGACUACCACGGAAAUGGGUCGCUCGUGGCCACAGAAAUCACUGAAGCCCUUGAGAAAACGGGAGACCCUGGCGUCAACGUGCUCAAGGAAGCCAUUCAAAACGCCACAACGCUGUCGUCGGACGGCACGAUCACGUUCGAGUUGUUUCGUCAAGCGAUUCACGACAUGAAUCGGAAAAACCAAGCGGCAAUUGCGGCGGGCAUGAUGCGGAUGUACCGGCUCAAGGCCAAACUGCAGGAGCAAGCAACGAAGCGAAGGAUGUCGCGUGGCACGGCGUCGUCCAUCGAAGUCGAGUACCAAGUGCUCGUGGCCCAAACCGAACGCCAGCAAGCCGAACUCAUCACGGUCCAAAACGAUCUUUUCUCCAGAGUCUACGGGAUCAUUGUUGCCCAGUACAUGUGCCAAACGCGCGUGCUUCAUGCGUUCGAGGCGUUCUUCGACCAUUUGCACACCGAAGACAGCCACUUGUUUCGCCGCAACCUGGAAAAGAAUGGCCGUGUUGUCGCCGUCCACCCAAGUUUCUUGCUCAUUCCUGGCCCCGUCAUAGAGCGUUCGCCCGCAUACACAAACCUGUGCAACUUCAUGGUCCCAGACAUGGUGUACGACUCGGAUAACCAUGGUCCGAUCUUCACCAACCGCGCAUAUCGCAAAAUCUUUUUGUGGUACUGCCUCCAGGGCAGCUUGACCAACUUUCAAACGAUCGGGCGAACGAGUUUUCUCCGGUUUGCACGGGACUGCCGCGUCGCCGACUUGAGCGACCGACCCGUCUUGGAUGCCGACUUGGACGCAUGCUACGUCAUGGCGCUCCGGGAGCCGCGCGUGGCGUCCCCCAAGCAACGCGUGGUCGACAGUGAGUCGUUCCAUUUUCACUUUAAGCCGACGCCACUGUUGUUUGAACAUGCUUCGAAACACUCGGCGUGCGCGCCGGGUGGCGGCAUGACGUUCAAGCAGUGGGUGCACGGCACGACGUUGCUGCUGUGUCGGUGUCUGAACAUUGAGGUAACACUUGGACGACGGUACACGCCUUUCGAUCAUUGUGGGCUUGUACAGGAGUGGCCGAGCACUCAAAAAGCUGACGAACUCUUUCGCGAAUACAUACUUCCUCACGCGAACCAGCUCCAGACACAACCCCUUGGCCCUGAAGUGUCGCAGCCCCAAGUGAUGCAGUUCAUUCUAAAGCACGUGUGGCCGCUCAAGCAGAUCUUUUCUCACUUUGGUGGCCACAGCAUGACUUCGAUUGAGCUCAACAAAGGGCUGCCUCUUCGCGACUUCAUCCACUUUGUCAGGUGUUUUGACAUCUUGCCCUCUGGGAUAUUGGACCAGCCUCGUCCGCAAGUUACCUUUCGUCAACUCAGUCUUCAGGAAAUCGUUCAAGAGUACAACGCCGCCAAACUCGACGUCGGGUUUUCCAAGACCGAGAGCCGUGAGUCGCUCGAUCUCAACUUUCACGAGUUCCUCCGGUGCAUCCAGCGUCUUGCGAUGGCGAUGAAUCGGUCAGCGGCGGUGGGGACGGACCCUGGCGACGUGAUCACUUCGACGAAGCACAAUUCACUCGUGUCGUCGUUUCAGCACUUUCGAAGCGACUUGCAGUCUCCCGGCAAGGCGCAAGUCCACUUGUUUCAACAUUCGCGCCAGCUCCACGCCGACGAUCGAAAAAUGUCCAACGUCAUGGCGCUAGUUCGGUCGAAGUUGACGUCGCAGGCGUUGUUGGCGCCACCCCCGGCAGCGUUUCCGAAGCCAUUGCAAUCCCAAGCAACGGACAUAUCGCUUUUUGACCACUUACCACCCCUCGCCAUGGAAAACGUGUCCUCACCGAUCAAACCGUCGCCCGCAUCAUGCCCCAAAACAUCUCGCACGUCUUCCAUUCGUUCGGAAACUCCCAAAUGCAUCGUACCAAAACCCACCCACUUGCCGUUGUCGAUGCUCGAAUCCCCGCGAUACUCCAAGGCCCGACCCUUUUCACUGGGUGGAUCGCCACGGAUCAAGACGAUCCGUGCGCCACUUCCACUUGAAUCACCCCAACAGCCGACCACACGUCAUGACGCAUCUCCCCAAACGACAGCUAGAUCGACCACGUUUACAUCGGCGAUGUACAAGGGGUAUACGGUCCCCCCAUUGUCUUCACGAGGUCGUCCAAGAACACCCUACGAAGAUGCUGCCGGUGUCGUGUCAGCAGGAUUGCAUUAA
Messenger RNA from Aphanomyces invadans, 2478 nucleotides. RefSeq lists its product as hypothetical. The coding region runs from base 1 to 2478 and encodes 825 amino acids. The transcript is spliced from 10 exons. NCBI's taxonomy places the organism in Eukaryota, Oomycota, Saprolegniomycetes, Saprolegniales, Verrucalvaceae. The record is from RefSeq and is a predicted model, not a curated record.